Molecule: messenger RNA, 480 nt
Organism: Brassica oleracea var. oleracea
Lineage: Eukaryota; Viridiplantae; Streptophyta; Magnoliopsida; Brassicales; Brassicaceae
Exons: 1
Coding region: 1-480 (159 amino acids)
Molecular function (GO): nucleic acid binding; RNA-DNA hybrid ribonuclease activity
Source: RefSeq, a predicted model, not a curated record
AUGGCUCAAUCACUCUCUCCAAAAACGAGAGGAUCUGUACCGCUUACCCUAGCGCCCCCAAGUCUACAUGCAAACUCGAUCUUCUGCUUCACUGAUGCCGCGUGGAGAGCCGAUCAAAAAGCUGUAGGUUUGGCAUGGAUCUUCCUUAACCAAGACUCCACGGAGAUCUCCAGAGAAUCCUCCUUUCAAACAGCGGUUUCUUCACCACUUAUGGCAGAGGCUCUGGCGAUUAGAAGAGCUCUCCUCCACGCUUCAGCUUCUGGUCUCAACCUGAUCUGGCUUCGCUCAGAUUCCCAAGGGCUUAUCAAAGCCAUCAACUCGAAUCUCCGAUCGAUAGAGCUCUACGGCGUUUUAUCGGAUGUAGAUUCGAUCAUCUCUUCAGCUUCUCUUUCUGUCUCGUUUUCUUUCAUUCCCCGUGACUGUAAUGGGGUUGCAGACUCUCUAACCAAGAGUUGUUUGUUUCUGAACCUUUCAAGUUAA